Molecule: messenger RNA, 951 nt
Organism: Hyalella azteca
Lineage: Eukaryota; Metazoa; Arthropoda; Malacostraca; Amphipoda; Hyalellidae
Exons: 4
Coding region: 116-766 (216 amino acids)
Source: RefSeq, a predicted model, not a curated record
AACUUUUAAAUUAAUUGCUUCACACUCCCAAGUCUCGUAUAACUAUGAAAUAUCACUAGAUAUUUCAUUUAAAGUCAACCCCUGCACCUUUUCGUGGGUGCGCCGCCCCACCGCAAUGAGACUCGCGUACUUGCUGGUGCUGGUCUACAGCGUCUGCGCUGUGGAAAGGAAACUUGAAAUACACGACAAUUCCAUGAUGAUGGAUACAGAUGUCACUUCGAAAACUGUAGUCACGAAGCCAUGCAAAUGCAUCAUUGAUUGCUACGUGAACCCAGCCUGCCAAGCCGUAGCCUCAGAAGAAGUUUCGACCAACGUCACGUGUUAUUUCAGUCUUCAUUUCGGCGUACAAACCAGGCUCACUAGCCGAAAUACGGCCACCACCUACGUCAAGAAAGAGUGCGCAGACAACUUCGUCAGGCUGGGAGGGAUUUGCUACUUCUUCUCAUCGGAGACGGCCGACCAAGCCACGGCCAAAACCAAGUGUCCUGCAACGAGCUCACUGGCCUUCCCGUCUUCUGGUGGAGAACUGAACAGCUUGGUGGACUACAUAAAGAAAAACAAGGCUCACGUAGAAAACUGGUACGUGGACCUGACCAAGACGAAUGACAAGUGGUACUGGGGUGACCGCGUCAAUUAUAGGGACGCCAUAGAAAUCAACGGCGACAACGAGUCGUGUGCCAGGCUUCGUGGCUCAAGCUACGAGCUCGCGGACUGUCCUUGCAGCACAGACUACAACUUCAUCUGCCAGUAUACCGUGCAAACUUGAGGGAAUCAUUUUUAGACAAGACCCUUUCCGGGCAGUGCAUUUCGGAAGCGAACCAUUUCGUGCAGGGCAUCGAGCUGGUCUGGCCCAUGAACUGUCAGUGCGAGAUUUUGCGUCUCAGAUAUAGUUGAAGAACUUAUGUUUUACGCUUAAUCAACAAUUUUCCAGGCAGUUUUCUUCAUUUUUUA